Bombina bombina (fire-bellied toad) is the source of this 1483-nucleotide messenger RNA. It is a transcript of the gene YJU2, whose product is annotated as YJU2 splicing factor homolog. Gene Ontology annotation, cellular component: U2-type catalytic step 1 spliceosome. The transcript is spliced from 8 exons. NCBI's taxonomy places the organism in Eukaryota, Metazoa, Chordata, Amphibia, Anura, Bombinatoridae. Gene Ontology annotation, biological process: mRNA splicing, via spliceosome. The coding region runs from base 67 to 1044 and encodes 325 amino acids. The record is from RefSeq and is a predicted model, not a curated record.
CUUGUUGUGAUUACGUCAUCUGUUAGCGCCUUUGAGAAGAGAUCGUAGCUGCUGUGAAAAGGAAAUAUGUCGGAACGAAAAGUGUUAAAUAAAUAUUACCCUCCAGAUUUUGAUCCGUCGAAGAUCCCAAAAUUGAGGCUUCCGAAAGACCGUCAGUAUGUUGUGCGUUUGAUGGCUCCAUUUAACAUGAGGUGUAAGACUUGUGGAGAAUAUAUUUACAAAGGAAAAAAGUUCAAUGCAAGAAAGGAGACCGUUCAGUGUGAGCAGUACCUGGGACUUCCCAUAUUCCGCUUUUAUAUCAAGUGUACACGCUGCCUUGCUGAAAUUACUUUCAAGACAGAUCCUGAAAAUACUGAUUAUGCCAUGGAGCAUGGCGCAACGCGCAAUUUUCAGGCAGAGAAGUUGAUUGAGGAGGAAGAGAAGAGAUUUCAAAAAGAGCGUGAGGAGGAGGAGCUUAAUAAUCCUAUGAAGGUUCUGGAGAAUAGAACGAAGGAUUCAAAGAUGGAAAUGGAGGUUUUGGAGAAUCUGCAAGAGUUGAAAGAUCUAAACCAGCGACAGGCAAAUGUGGAUUUUGAGUCAAUGCUGGAACGUUACAGGGAGACUGAGGAGGAGAUGAGGAAGAGGCAGGAGGACGAGGAUGAGCAGGAGAUGAGGGCAAUGCUUGCUGAAGCCCAGAAGAAGCGGUCUUUGGUGGAUUCUGAUUCUGAUGAAGAACCUGCUUGUACGAAACCUAAAAUGACAAAAGUCAACCCAACUGAAAUUUUGAGUGAGCAGAACUUUGACUCUCAGAAGAACAACAAGGGCAAACUGAGUAACCGCCAACUAAUUUCGGGAUUGAUAGUGGUGAAAAAGCAGGAUGCUGCUCGAUCUGGACAGGAGACACGACCACCAGUGAUUGCACCACAAGUCAAUGAUAAAAGGCCUGGAGAGGUUACAACCAAGGGCAUAGGAAUAAAACCUGGGAUUGAGAAGCCGCACCAGAACUCACUUCCUACGUCUUUAGCACUGUUGGGGACAUAUUCUGAUAGUGAGAGCAGCGACUGAGAGACAGGAGUGCCAGCAACUGUCCUGAUGUGAUGGAUUACUACAGAUUGUGUGGAAACUUCCUGUUAUCUCUGCAAUAUCCCAUGUGCUGAUUUACUGGAACCACAGACCACAAAAUGGUUAAAAUGCAGUGGAAGGAGAGCGCAACAUGUGCUUGUUAGCGCAAAACACCCACCAUGUUUUCUCAAGUCACAGAUGCAUUUAAAGUGCUUAGGCUUUGAUAUAGGAUUAGAUUGCUGUGACUUCUGAUGAUUUGAUUUAAAAGAAAUUAUUAUAUUUUAAGAGCAUCUCUUACACCCAUGUGUUUGAGAAGCAUUUGUAAAAUAUCUUCCCGAUUGCUUCUAGUUUGUACCUUUUAUCUGGCAGGCAAGGCUUUUGUGAUUAAUGCAUAAAACAAAUACCUCUUCGGUGACAAUAUAAAAGCACAUUCUAUUUCCUG